CCUGUGUGUGUGUGUGUGUGUGUGCUACAGUGUUUAAUUAACCUGUGUGUCUGCGUUUGCUACAGUGUUUAAUUAACCUUUGUGUGUGUGUGAGUGCUACAGUGUUUAAUUAACCUGUGUAUGUGUGUGUGUGCUACACUCUUUAAUUAACCUGUGUGUCUGCGUUUGCUACAGUGUUUAAUUAACCUGUUGACCAGGACUGAGGCCUCUCUUUCGACUUCUGGGAAAUCGGUAUGCAAAAGAGAUGACUGUGAAGAUGAGAUAAGAGGCUAAAUGCUACAAUUGUGUUUUAGGAAAGGUUAUCUGUUUGAAUAUUGAAAUGAGGCUGACUGAGCUGGCUGAUCCUCUGUCUCACUCUAGGAUUCAGCCUCAGUACUGCCUGUCUGCAUUGGGGGACACGCUGGAUUUCUGAAUUUCUCUUGACUGUGAGAUGAGCCUGGCUGUGCUUCUGACACUGGCGAUCGGCUGCAUGCACUGUGCAGGGGUGUGCGGUGCAGCGGGGGAGGACCUGGUGCUCUUGGGACAGAGGCUCACUCAGGGAUACGUGAAGAGGUUUCGCCCAGUGUUGCACUGGGACCAGCCCGUGACUGUCUAUCUGGACCUUUCCCUCUACUCCAUCCUGGACCUGCAGGAGAAGGAGGAGAAGCUGACAUUGCAGCUGCUGUUUGGUCAGAGAUGGCAGGAUGAGUAUCUCUCCUGGGAUCCUUCCCAGUUCGACGGACUCUCUCAUUUCACACUCCCAGCCUCCAGUGUCUGGACCCCCGAUGUCACCAUCAAAGAGGCGUUGAGUGAGAAGACGAGCGUGGCAGUCCCCUAUGUCUCUGUGACUCCGCAGGGCUGGGUGCGUCUCUCUCAGCCCCUCGUCGUGGUGCUCCGGUGCAGCCUGGCCAUGUUCCGGUUCCCCUUCGACAUCCAGAAGUGCAACAUCACCUUCGGACCGAGCUUGCACACAGUGGAUGAUGUGAAGAUUGCCCUGGAGAGACAUGCUUCUGCUGUUUUCAAUGAAAGUCAAUCAUUUAGCAGCCAUGGCGAGUGGGAGCUGCUGUCUAUCCAGACAUACAGCUUCAAUGAAACGAUGGAGAACAGGACCUACUCCAGGAUCGCUUUCGAGGUGGUGAUGGGCCGCUGCCCGAUGUUCUACGUGGUUAACCUGAUUGUGCCGAGUGCCUUGGUCAUGCUAAUCGACCUGGUGGGGUUUGGCAUCCCUGCGGAGAGCGGCGAGAGGAUCCCCUUCAAAGUCACACUGCUGUUCGGGUACACCGUCUUCCUCGUCCUCGUCAACGACAUCCUCCCCCCCUUCAAACAUGCCACACCUGUGCUAGGGAUCUAUUUCGUGGUGUGUCUGGCAUUCCUGGUGCUCAGUGUGGCAGAGUCGGUGUUGCUGUUGGCCCUGGUGAAACCGCACAUGCCUAACAAAGCCCUGCCUCUUCCCCGUCUGGCUGCACUUCUCUUCCCUGACUGGAAACGAGGGGGUGGGCCUGAGACACAAGAGAGAGGAGACGAGACGCCCCUGCACAGGGAGGCCACGAGUGAGAUCCACACAUUUCUCAGCACUGAGAAGGAGCCUUGGUCAGGAGGGGAGCUGCUGGACGCUCUGCGCGAGGUGGAGGCGGAGGUCCGGGAGGUUGGGGCGGAGGUGAGACUGACCCUGGAGCGAGGCCGAACACACAGAGCCUGUCUGGAGCUUAUGGACACACUGGACACACUCUGCUUCUGUGUGUACCUCACCCUGAUGGCUGCCUUUGUCCUCGCCAUCACAGGGCUCUGGCUCUGGGGACACGAGCACUACUAGCUGGGAGCCAGGCUUCCUGCACAAAAUCUCAGUUUGGUUUCACACUGGUGUUCACUGCAUCCAGUAAUUGCAUUUAUGAUAGGGUGCUGUAAAGCAGCUUUAGUUUUAUUCUGUAUCUGCAAGUCAGAUACAUAUAUCUAUUUUUUGAUUAUUAUUAUUAUUUGUUUAUUUAGCAGAUGCCUUUAUCCAAGGCGACCUACAGAGACUAGGGUGUGUGAACUAUGCAUCAGCUGCAGUCACUUACAAUUACGUCUCACCCAAAAGACGGAGCACAAGGAGGUUAAGUGACUUGCUCAGGGUCACACAAUGAGUCAGUAGCUGAGAUGGGAUUUGAACCGGGGACCUCCUGGUUACAAGCCCUUUUCUUUAACCACUGGACCACACAGCCUCCUGAUACUGUCGGUAUCAGUGAGUCUUAGUUAGAGUGCUAUUGUUUUAAUUUCUUGAUUAAUCGUCUGGAUCAGUGGUUUUCAACCCCAGUCCUGAGGAUGCCGUGUCUGCUGGUUUUCAUUCCAACUGAGCUCUCAAUUACUUAAUCAGACCCUUCAUUGAACUGAUAAUUUGCAUAAUUAAACCUUUUUGCAGUUGCAGAUUUCAAGUUAGCAAUAACAUUUUAUAAGUAACUUGAACUCUGCAAAGGUUUAAGAGCUGAAAACAAUUAAACAUAUCUAAUUAAGCAAAUGAUCCGUUUAAUUAAGGAUCUAGUUAAGUAAUUGAGAGCUCAGCUGGAAUGAAAACCAGCAGACAGAGGGGGUCCCCAGAUUUUUCCCAUUAUAAAUUUUCCAGUUUCUGGGUGCAGUCAGGUUUUUAGCGAGUACUCUCGGGUGCAGUCAGGUUUUUAGCGGGUACUCCCGGGUGCAGUCAGGUUUUUAGCGAGCACUCUCGGGUGCAGUCAGGUUUUUAGCGAGCACUCCCGGGUGCAGUCAGGUUUUUAGCGAGCACUCUCGGGUGCAGUCAGGUUUUUAGCGAGCACUCUCGGGUGCAGUCAGGUUUUUAGCGAGUACUCCCGGGUGCAGUCAGGUUUUUAGCGGGUACUCCCGGGUGCUGUCAGGUUUUUAGCGAGCACUCCCGGGUGCUGUCAGGUUUUUAGCGGGUACUCCCGGGUGCAGUCAGGUUUUUAGCGAGCACUCUCGGGUGCAGUCAGGUUUUUAGCGAGUACUCCCGGGUGCUGUCAGGUUUUUAGCGGGUACUCCCGGGUGCAGUCAGGUUUUUAGCGAGCACUCUCGGGUGCAGUCAGGUUUUUAGCGAGUACUCCCGGGUGCUGUCAGGUUUUUAGCGAGCACUCCCGGGUGCUGUCAGGUUUUUAGCGAGCACUCCCGGGUGCAGUCAGGUUUUUAGCGGGUACUCCCGGGUGCUGUCAGGUUUUUAGCGAGUACUCCCGGGUGCAGUCAGGUUUUUAGCGAGCACUCUCGGGUGCAGUCAGGUUUUUAGCGAGCACUCUCGGGUGCAGUCAGGUUUUUGUUUUCUUUUUGCACUGCCCUGUUUUUCAUUUCAUCUGUUGCAAAAGUGUGUAAUUAAGGGGAUGUAAUUAAAUGUGUGUAACGGGGCUCUGUGUUGAAAAGAGUGGCAAUGCAACAACUGGGUUCAUCCUGAGUCUAAACAAGAACACUGUCCCUUAACCUGUGAUCAUUGUAUUAUAACAAUAUAUUAAUGCAACAACUGGCUUUAUCCUAAGUCUAAACAAGAACACUGACCUUAACCUGUGAUCAUUGUAUUAUAACAAUAUCUUGUACAGAGGGCUUGAAGUGAGGGGAACAAACCCAGAAUUACAUUUAACACCGCCUGUUCUUUACAUUUUACAAACUGAGCUCAAACAGUAACGUUUACAUGACUAGACCAUUCACAACACAUUCCUGUUUAAUAUAAGGUUCGUGCUCAAAGAGCCAGCUUCCCAACAUUCCGGUAUGUUUAACAUACCUUUCUCAAUGGAAAGUGCGUUUGAACAGUGGUGGUACUUAUAGGCUUUUGAUGCCAUGGUAGCUACACUCACUUAUUUCUAUUUAAAUCUAUUAAUGUGUUUGCGAUGUAAUUUAUGACAUACCAAUAGCUAUUGAUGUAAUGAUCUGCUAUUCCUUCCUACUUAAACCUUCAGGCAUCGUGGUAUUAAGUCUAUGUAUCCAUUUAUCCUUCAUUCUUCUAUACUGCACACUAUCUGAUUGUAUUAGUUCUAAAACUGUUCU
Messenger RNA from Acipenser ruthenus (sterlet), 3972 nucleotides. RefSeq names its product 5-hydroxytryptamine receptor 3A-like. Gene Ontology annotation, molecular function: transmembrane signaling receptor activity; extracellular ligand-gated monoatomic ion channel activity; neurotransmitter receptor activity. Lineage: Eukaryota; Metazoa; Chordata; Actinopteri; Acipenseriformes; Acipenseridae. The transcript has 9 exons. Gene Ontology annotation, biological process: regulation of membrane potential; nervous system process; monoatomic ion transmembrane transport. The record is from RefSeq and is a predicted model, not a curated record. Gene Ontology annotation, cellular component: membrane; neuron projection; synapse. Bases 431 to 1792 code for a protein of 453 amino acids.